Messenger RNA from Chara braunii, 4806 nucleotides. Lineage: Eukaryota; Viridiplantae; Streptophyta; Charophyceae; Charales; Characeae. The record is from the annotation of a GenBank genome assembly.
GGUUGCACUGCCUCUGUGGUCUGCUGGUUGUUGGGCGCCUCUGUGCACUCCAGGAAGCUUCUGAGAAAAUCUUUUAAAUUGUGAGAGUUCGGUGUGAGAAAGUGUAGCUUCAAGUACACUGCGGUGUGCACGGGGGUGCCUCUGUGUGUUUGUGUGUGUGUGUGUGUGUGUGUGUGUGUGUGUGUGUGUGUGUGUGUGUGUGUGUGUGUGUGCCAGAGAGAGAGAGAGAGAGAGAGAGAUGUGGAAUCAGCAUGUAGGGAGUCCUGUGGAUUGAGGAAGAGAGUUCUAGAGAGUUCUAGAGAUCUCUAGAAUGUGUUGGCAUCCCUUCCAGGUUUCCGAUGGUCGGUCAUUGAUUGCCCGAUUAGUUGGUUGAAAUAGGACAGACUGCUGCCUAGGAUUGCAACCGUUGUUUUUGAGGAUGAAGAAGAGGAUCGUGAGCAUGCUAAUGCAGGCUGUCCGAUGUAAACGUGUGCCGUAGACGGAAAAAGAUAUAGCGCAUAGCGGUAGGAAGAAACAGCUAACAAGAGGAGAUCGGGGAUGAAGCUCAAAGUCUGUCGUCAAUGGUGGAGGCAGUCAGGAUAGCCGUUUUAGGGGUCCGUCUCCCACUGACGAGACCCAUAUUAACGUCUUAUCCAUAUUCGUAUCCCAGUGCAGUUACCUCGGGUAAUCCGGCGGUAAUUGCGGCGCCCAGUUCUCCCUUGUCUUCGUUAGGAACGUUCGCGCCAUACCCUCAGGGUGUUGCCCUGAGUGUGGUGGCGAUCUUCACAAAUGGCUAUUCAACUAUCAGUGCAGCAGUGCUUGGUACCUCCAUCCUUUGUUGCCGUCGUCAUGCCACCUUUCCUGCCACGUCAGCAGGCGCAUCACUGCGUUCAUCGGACACACGAUUACAGCCUCCUCCGCUGAUCCGUUUUGCCCGUGCUGUGCUCACAUAUCUUGGCCCGGGGCUCACAGCGAAUUUUUUGGGGGGCCAACUGAGUGAAGAUACCAUACACGCCAGGGAGAAAGUUCAAUCGACGUCACCGGGGUUGAAAGACAGUAUGGCAGCUGCUGAGGUGCGUGCGGCGUGGCAGCGCUCCUUUCGUCCGCUCACAACAACGCAUGAAGAUGCUAUAAGAAAGCAUAGCAAGAUGGGGCAUUGCCCCAUUGUAAGUGCUCCUCCUCCUCCUGCUACUCCAAGCGCUGGGGCUCCUACGCCUGCUCGUCCUUUGUCCGUCUCACAACAAGUGGAGACGAGGAAUGCACGGCCCUGUUUUAUUGCACCACGUGUCACUCCGAGAAAGGAUUUCGCAAGUCCAUUUCCUGUGGGCGGAAAUGGAAUGCCGCACCCAAUGGAGGUCAACGUAAGGGUGUCAGUGAGCUCCUGCUCGGCACCACCUGGAGGUUCUACUCAUGUCAAAAAGGGAGGAGGAGGAGGGGGAGGAGGAGGAGGGAAAGGGGGAGUGACUGCCGAAGCUUCAGUUAUGUCAGAUGGCCUUGGAGUGAGCUUAACUCUGGAGGAGGGGAGAGGGGGAAGUGAGAGGGAGCGCAAGAGGUGGAGGGCGCGCGGGGACGGUCUGGGUGUGGCAAUCUGUGCUGGAGCUUUGGGGGCAGAAGCUGUGUGUGCUGGGGAGCAGCAGCCACAGCAGCAGCAGCAGCAGCAGCAGCAGCCACAGCAGGAUGGUGUGAAUGUCCCCACACCGGUCGCUGGCGGAUCGACACAUGUCAGCCUGCAGGCGUCCAUCGUAGGGACGAAGAGGGUUGGUGCUGGUGCGUAUGAUGCUUCCACAUGUUGCAUGCCCUCUCCGGGGACCAGAGCGACAACGGCGUUCGCCUUCACCGAUUGGAGAUUAUCCGAUGACAUGAAGAAUGACAGCCAUGGUGCCGCAAGUGCAGGUUUUCCGGAAAAGGCUCUGAGGCAGCAGGAGAUGCUGCAGCCGACGACCACCAAGGCAGGCAAAAAUUCGUCGGUGUUUGCUGACGACGAUAUGGAAUGCGAGUUGCUUGCCAGGGAACACACGGACAUGUGGAAGACGACCACGAUGACACCAAUCAAGAUGAAGAGGAAGGGGAAGCAUAUGAUGGGCGAGGUAGAGACAGAGAUGAUCGGUUUCCACAAAGAGAGCUUGUUUGAUGACGUGGGCAGUGUUACAACGGUGUGUGAUGACGAGAGCAGCAGGAAGCGUGAACCAUUGACAAUGACUGAUGAUGAAUCGACAGCGGACUGCUUCCCUGACAUAGCCACCAAAGGAGAGUCGGAGUCAGCCAGCUGGCGCCAUGGCAGCUCUGAUUGGUCAUCGCCAGCGAAGGAUCAUGACGCAGAUGCGAUGACCUGGACGGAGGAGGAUCUCUACGUUGAUGACGGUGGCAAUCUUCUCCAGCCUGCAACAGGGCGGCUACCAUCGUCCACCGUCACAACCGAUUCUCCCAUGGACGAGUCGCCACCAGUCAUGCUUGGACAUGCAUACGUUAGGGUAUCUGGUUCUGGGAACAGCUCAGUAGACGGAUUGUCGUCAAGCUAUUAUACCUCCAAAAAGGACUCGUCACAGCACAAGACAAGGUUCGCGUCGACUUCAGGCAACGGCAGCCGAACAACAGACAGGGGGGCGGGGACGAGUCGAAGUGCGAGACAUGCUGACGGGGCGGUGCUGCUCGGUGAAGCGCUGUGCCGGUCGCAGACACGUGCGCGGGAGGCGGAAUUUGUGGCAGAAGCUGUGCUUAUUGAAAACCAACGACUCCGGCAGUUUGUGUUUCGGGAGGCAUCCCGGUCGUACACACACCGUCUGUGGGUUAACAUCCUUGAGGUUGAGAACGACUCGCUGAAGAUGCGGAGCUGCUGUGGAAGAGAGGGCGCCGGGGGACUACCGAUCGCGGGGUAUACGAAGGAGCAUGCUGCAAACAACAGCAGCAGUGGGCGUGGUGGAGGCGGUGCUGCUCUGAUCAACAAGUCGCAUGGUCCGGGUCUGCGGAAGCAGAAUCGAAAGGGUGAGGAUAACAUGACCAGGGCGAAAGACACGCCCUGCGAUGAAGGAGAGGUUGGCGGAAAGCAAGAGGCGAAGGGAGGAUGGGGUGGGCAAGAAGGGACCGUGCCGAACGAGAGCGGCAGCGGCUGGGUUGCGGACGUCCUGACUGUCUCGCUUGCGCUUGCUACAAUUGGGAUCUGUACAUCUGUAAAUCUCUUUGAUCAGCAGAGGGCGAGGAGCGCGGGAGAUGUGAUGUUGCUGCUGCCCGGUGAGUGUGUUCUGGAGACGGCGAAUGCCACAUCAUACUGGGACAGGAGUGUGGGAAUGGGAUGGGUGCUUUAUCUAGAAAGGUAAUAGAUCUUUCUGUUAGAUUGGGACAGUUAUGUAAUUUCCUUUGGUCGACGGAGCGCGAUGAAUGCAGGAUAUGUGACAUUGCUGCUGCCCGGUGAGUAUAUUCUGGGAACGGGAAAGCCGUAUACUAGUGUGACAGGAGUGGGUGAGUCGGUGAGUGGGUGCUUUACCUAAAAGGCAAUAGAUCGUUCUGGUAGUUUGCAAAGGGGCUGGGAUAAUUCUUUUUUCAGAUCAAGAGUGGGUCGUGUUAUGAUGCAUGAAAUUAGUGAAGGGAAAUAGUGCCGGAGGCUGGCACAUGAACCUGGACUGUGCAGGAACGGAAGACAGAGGGAUAGCAGUGAGUGAGGCUGUAGUACAGCUCACCCUUGCCAUUGCCCUUGCUAUCUUUCAGAGCUUCUUUACGAGGAGUAAUCAAGCUUCCGCUGUCGCUCGAGAAUGGCAGCGGUCGCACAAUGACAAAAGGUGCUUUGUGUACUUGUUCACACGUUAUCAGGGGAAAGCAUGGAGAAAGAAGACAUCAAAAAGUUUGGCGGGGAGCUCGUUGAUGUUUCAAACUGUGGUGAGACUUGGAAAUUUGGUCUUCCCAGGAGCUCUUCUCUCUCUCUCUCUCUCUCUCUCUCUCUCUCUCUCUCUCUCGCUCGCUCUUGCCAGGAGCUAAUCUAGUACAGUCUAGUUUUUUUGUUUCCUCUAGAACUAUAGGGUUAUGUGUAAGAGAAGUCCUGGUUCUGAGAGUUCAUUGGUUGGGACGGCAGAGUGGGGAAGAGGUAGGAUUUGCAGAUCAACCUGACUCUGGUUAGAAGCUGUACUAUGCGGCGAAGGACAUAUUCACACUUGCACUUCACAAAAAACGGAAACCGGCGAACGCUUAGAUGGAUGGAAUCGGACUGUGAUUGAGGUCAGAUGCAGUCAGAAAGUUGUGUGUGAGUAUGCCCUAACUCUGAAUUACAGUGCGUGAGUUAAGUUCUUCUAGGGAUUUGUUUGGAGGCGCACAUUUCACAGCAGGAGAUCUCGUACACGAAACACGCUGAUAAAACUUUCAAAGCCUAGGGGAUGUGUUACGACGAGGCUUGAUGUUGGCUUCGGGACUUUGUGAGAGAAUCUUUUCCCUGUGUAGCCAUCCCGAUCCGUGGCGGGACGACUGCUGAACGAAAAGGGGGGAGUGUUUUUUUGUACGUAGACGGGUGACGGGUGAGAGACGAGACAGUUAGCAUCAUCGGGAGAGCGGGUUUCCUAAUGGAAAAGGCUGCUCGUGUAGAGUGAAGAAGAAAUGCGGACACGGGUGCGAGUUAAUCCGCAUGACGGAGACAUUAGCGUAGAUUUCGCUGACAGUGGGCCCUGUCGUAUCAUGUCGUCGUCGUCGUUGUAGAUUGUUGUCCGUGCAGGCCAUGUACAAAAUGUGUACUAGCUAAAGAUAGGACCCUCAUUCGCUAGUCGACAAGGCAGGCGUCACUGUACUUCUCUGUAAAAUGGGCAUUCGAGGGAAAGUUAUAGUUGUGGCAUGUAUGCUGCUCAUCGC